UACCGUAUUGAUAUACGAUCCCGGGUCUCGGUGCUGGGUUUUAGUCCAUCCGUAUAACAAUAACAACAAAAAUGGCGUACGAGAAACCUGUUCCUGACCACAGAAGGAAGUGGGAUCGAGAUGAGUAUGAGAAAAUUGCAGCGGCAAGACUUGAAGAGGAGGAAAAGAAAGCCUUGGAGCGAGAGUUAUCUAGAGAAAAACCUGUAAAAAGGGAAUUACUGCAGCCAAGAGAGUAUAAGGUUGAUUUAGAUUCAAAGCUUGGUAAAUCUCAGGUUAUAACAAAAACAACACCAGCAAGCCAGCAAGGAGGGUACUAUUGCAAUGUAUGUGAUUGUGUUGUGAAAGAUUCAAUCAACUUUUUAGAUCACAUCAAUGGAAAGAAACAUCAGAGAAAUCUUGGAAUGUCAAUGAAAGUCGAAAGGUCUUCACUAGAACAAGUCAGAAAAAGGUUUGAGAUGAACAAACGCAAACUGGAAGAAAAGAAGAAAGAUUAUGAUUUUGAAGAGAGAAUCAAAGAAUUGAAAGAAGAGGAAGAAAAACAGAAAGCUUACAAGAAAGAGAAGCGGAAGGAACGUAAACGUAAAGCUGAUGGAGAUCUCGACCAGGAUGCUGAUCCAGAUAUGGCUGCCAUGAUGGGCUUCACAGGGUUUGGAGGCUCAAAGAAAUCAUAGCAGAUCAUUGACUUUAGAAUUACUUUCAUAUGUGAUAAAUUGAUGAAUGGGCGAAUGUGUUUAGUCACUUGCAUGGUUUUAAGGGAGACAGUCAUUUUGUUCAGUGACAGUAUGCAUCUUGUAUCUUUCAUUAUUGUGCCCUUGUUCAUAUUUUAACAAACAAUGUGUCUGUUGUAGAAUACAUCUUUUUCAAGAUUCAAAGGCUGUUUAGGCAAAAUUGGUCUUUCUGUUGAAGAGUGUGUCAUGCAAAGAAAAGAAAUUACUAUUAAAGAAUGACACUUUUUAUUACAUUUUAGAAGUUAUUUAUAUAGACAUGUUGAAAAUGAUUGUACAUGUGUAAAUAAAUAUUAUAUACUGUGAAAUAAUUUUUAAGUUUUGUACUUCUAAAAUUUCAUGUUUUUUUAAUCCAUGAAAUUAUAUCCCAAAGUUCAAACAAAAUUCCCAGACAUUCACCACAGUUCAUAUCCCCAUAAAACAGCCAUUUUAAUCUAAGCUAUGAAAUUCCGUGCCCACGAAAUUAAUUUCAUUAAAGCAACUAACCCACACAUCGUGGUGUGAGAAUUUAUAAAAUCAAACAUCUAUAUUCACCUUUAUGUUGCAUAUUUAAUGUUCUAACAAUGAAUUUUUCAUCGAAUUCUGUUCAAAAUCGUUUUCCUAAUAAAUCAAAAAUAAAAACA
Mercenaria mercenaria is the source of this 1348-nucleotide messenger RNA. RefSeq names its product zinc finger matrin-type protein 2-like. The record is from RefSeq and is a predicted model, not a curated record. Gene Ontology annotation, molecular function: nucleic acid binding; zinc ion binding. Gene Ontology annotation, cellular component: spliceosomal complex; U4/U6 x U5 tri-snRNP complex. Lineage: Eukaryota; Metazoa; Mollusca; Bivalvia; Venerida; Veneridae. The coding region runs from base 72 to 671 and encodes 199 amino acids. The transcript has 6 exons. Gene Ontology annotation, biological process: mRNA splicing, via spliceosome.